AUGGCCGCCUCCGGGAGCGAAGUGCGGGGCGAGCCAGGGGCGCGGCCUCGACCUCGGCAGGUGAGCCGCCCCCGCCAAUCGCCGCGCCGCGCGUCACAAGGGGCGGUGCGGCGGCGGCCUCGGCCCAGGUAUCCGCGGGAGGACGGGGGCAGGGGGCGGCGGGCUUCCUUCCCCUCGGCCGAGAGCCCAGGAAGGAAGGGGGGCGGGGGGGCGGGCGGGCCGGGGCUCCCGCGAGGUGGCGCUCCGGAGCAGCCUGGCGGGGGGCGGGGCGCCUGCCUGCCGGGGUCCGCCCCCUGCUCGGGGCCGCUAAAAGGGCGGCGGGGCCGCCCGGCGCCUCGUCGGGUCGGGGCUGAGAUGGCUGCGCACCGCGUGGGGAGGCGGCUGGGCCGGGCGUCUCCGGCGCGCUCCGGCGAGCUCUCUCCGGGGAUGACCCGAGCGGAGCGGACGCCCAGCCCGGGGAUCCAGCGGCGCCAAGCGCGAGUCACCGUCAAGUACGACCGCCGGGAGUUGCAGCGGCGCCUCGAUACGGAGAAGUGGAUCGACGGGCGCCUGGAGGACCUCUACCGGGGCAGGGAAACAGAGAUGCCAGAUGAAGUAAACAUUGAUGAUCUCCUGGAGAUGGCCACAGAUGAGGAGAGGGCCACCAAACUGCAGGGCCUUCUGGAGUCAUGUGGCAACGCAGAGGGCUUCAUCAAGGAGCUGCUUCAGAAGUUGCAAGGCCUCCGGACAGAGCACGUCCUUCGGCGUACGAGCCCCAAUGCCCGGGAGGCCUUGGCACAGGGCUUGCAAAGCCAUGAGUAGGCGAGGAGGGGGAGAGCAAAGAUGCUCAGGGAAGAGUUGCUGCAGAAGCCAGGGGGACCUGGCCACCCAGCCAAAGGUGGGGAGUGAAGGCCCCCAGCUACCACCACCACCCCUGUCUCUCCUGCACAUAGCUUGGGCCCAUCAGCCUUUCCAAACAUGCUUCACAUUUUGUAUAAAGCUCUGUACAGUAAGACAUGAUCUUUGUGCAAUGUUACCCUGUAAUAAAAUUGCUCAGUUGUU
This is a messenger RNA of Sphaerodactylus townsendi, 1041 nucleotides long. RefSeq names its product protein phosphatase 1 regulatory subunit 14A-like. The transcript is spliced from 5 exons. Gene Ontology annotation, biological process: regulation of phosphorylation. Gene Ontology annotation, cellular component: cytoplasm. Bases 1 to 801 code for a protein of 266 amino acids. The record is from RefSeq and is a predicted model, not a curated record. Gene Ontology annotation, molecular function: protein serine/threonine phosphatase inhibitor activity. NCBI's taxonomy places the organism in Eukaryota, Metazoa, Chordata, Lepidosauria, Squamata, Sphaerodactylidae.